AUGGAGUGUCGACCAAAGGGCCUCGACGACGACGACGCGGACGUCGAGCCCGACCAGUUUCUGUCCGACCUGCCACCUCUGGAUCGUGCCGACAGCCAAAACGCGGCGACCUCUGCCGCCGGACUGCAGCCCACGCCGUCCGCCGCGCCGGCGUCUGCUGUCUCGGAGCCGCACGAGCGACGCGCACAAGUCGGAGCGAGUCCGUAUCUCGCACCUUUUACGCCGAGUGGUUCGCCCCCUCAGAACAAAACGCCGAUUGCUAGUAAAGGGCGCGGUACAAAUAACGUCAAGCCACAGCUCCAGCCAAUGCCAAAAGACGGUCGACACGCUGGAUAUGUGCAUCCAGUGCUACUCCAAGACGACGUCGUGAAGCACUUGCCGCCACGAGUACUCGAGACACUUGUGGACAUUGUCGCGACACUGGACCAGCUCACGGACGGCGUCGCGGAUUUUCGACCGGAUCAGCUCAACUUUCUUAGUGAAAAAGCCACGCGGUACGUGGAGCUGCUGCAACAAGCAGAUCAAGCAGCAGCUGCGUACGAUGCCGACAUUCCGUUGCAAGUGCUACAGAAUAUGGACGCAACGAAAGACUCGAAUCCCGAGCUGUUUACCAAGACGCAGUUGGAAAAGUGUAGUGAAGAGAGUCAGCAAGCAGCGGCCAAGGUCGAGACAUUGUCGAUGCUAAAAGGAGCGCUGCAAGCUGGACUGCAAGACCUCUAA
This is a messenger RNA of Hyaloperonospora brassicae, 720 nucleotides long. The record is from the annotation of a GenBank genome assembly. Lineage: Eukaryota; Oomycota; Peronosporomycetes; Peronosporales; Peronosporaceae.